Annulohypoxylon maeteangense is the source of this 1624-nucleotide messenger RNA. RefSeq names its product UV radiation resistance protein and autophagy-related subunit 14-domain-containing protein. Gene Ontology annotation, cellular component: lytic vacuole; endosome. The record is from RefSeq and is a predicted model, not a curated record. The transcript has a single exon. NCBI's taxonomy places the organism in Eukaryota, Fungi, Ascomycota, Sordariomycetes, Xylariales, Hypoxylaceae. Gene Ontology annotation, biological process: SNARE complex assembly. The annotation marks the transcript as partial. Gene Ontology annotation, molecular function: SNARE binding.
CCAACUUCCGACCUUCAUCUAUCCACUCAUGACCUUUCCCCGUGCGCUGGCUGCCCACGCAGCAGCACAAACACUACAAUUAUCCCAGUCGUCAUAAUGCUGCCACAGAAUAGACGUCUCAGGCAUCUCCAAGGAAUCUACCUUCGAAACCUGAGCUUUACCCGACCCCACGGCAGAGCUGCCGACGAUCUCGAGGCCGACCUCCCUUCUACCAAAUCCCAAGCUCUGCACGAUGACCUAUCGCCGCCACAUCUGCUUCACCAUGCCCAUUCCUCAGAGAGCUUAUUGCACACGACGAAAACAAAUGCAUCCCGCCGUAGCACCACCACCUUGGCUGGAGCGAACCCUAUCACGCGCCAAAAGCAGCUAGAGUACACCGUCGAAGGUAGAGCCGCCGACGUGUUCUUCUCGCUGCAUUGCGAGGGAACGAAAGAAGAUCCGGUAUAUAUCAGCGAAGUGGGCGAGCGAGCUAUCAACUUCAACUUCCGCUUCUUUGAUCUAUCUCAAGCUGGUCCAUCAAUCACGAGAAAGUCCCAGUUUACAAUCAAGAUAUGGGCUAAGAGACAGUUCUCCUGGAGCUUGUUACUGACUGAACAUGUCGAUCUUCGAUCUUUGAAUUAUCUCGGGAGUUUACGAAGCUAUCAACUCCCUCCGAAUUGUCUCGUAUUUCACCUUAUCGAUGGCAUUUACUCUUUCGAACUAUCAAGCAAACGACCCGAACCUAAACAAUCACCGACCUUACCGACCUCCUCUUACAACGCGCUGAUGAAGCUCUCGAACCUGGAUAACUCCAUCCAAGAUGCUUUAGCUACCAGAGAAACCUUAACGGCCCAGAUAAACUCGAUCCUCGAACGCACACCCCCCGAUACCGUCCCACAAGCCCAAGAAUCCGCCACUCUGGCCUCGAAAUACGUCACCGCCCAGACCCGCGCCCUCCGCGCCGCCCAAACCCGGCGCGCGGACCUCCAAGCCUCGAUCGCGGCCCGCCGCACCGCCAUCCAAGAGGGCCGAACCGCACAGACCAAAGCCGCCGAAGACGUCAAGCAUGCGCAGUCGAUGCUCCCGGCCUCACGGGCUCUACUAACGUCCACACGGGACACGAUCCACGGCCAGCGGCGUCGCAUAUGCGAGGACUUAGCACACAUCUUCCCGAUUGCGCCUAGCCCGUCCGGCGCCGCGCUCUCGUUCCACAUCUGCGGCGUCCCGCUCCCCAAUACGGACUACGACCCCACCUCCUCGUCAUCAACCGAGGACUCGCUAUCCGCCGCGCUCGGCCACGUCGCGCAGCUCACCUACGCGCUGCAGUUCUACCUUUCCGUCCCGCUGCCGUACCCCGUCUCCCCGUUCGGCUCGCGCAGCAGCAUCCGCGACGACAUCUCCCUACUCCCUGACUCGCAGCGCGAGUUCCCCCUUUUCCUAAGAGGCGGCGCGACGUCCCAGUAUCGCUUCGAUUACGCCUGGUUCCUACUGAAUAAGGAUAUCGAAGCCCUCUGCGUGUCGGCGGGCUUGAAGGUCGUGGAUAUUAGACACACUCUCCCGAACCUGAAGUACCUACUCUACGUCUGCAGCGCGGGGCGCGACGAGGUCCCCGAGCGGAAGAGGGGUGGGGUUAGGGGCUUGUGGG